AUGUGGACCGAGGUGGCCAGUGGUGUCAUUCUUGGCCUGACCGUGGCUGGACUCUUGUACCUGCGCGAGAUUUUUACCGUGCCCGAUUACAAGCGCGAGCGCAUUGACGUCUCCCCCGGCAACCCCAAGGACGUGGUUCAUCUCUAUGUAUUCCCGCCGACCUGCCCACGUCCACUGCUCAACUCGAGCAAUGCCUGCGCUCGCCUUCUCAUGUUUCUCGAUCUCUGCCAAAUUCCGCAUGAAGUUCACACGACGGCCGACGUGUCGACGGCGCCCAAAGGCAAGCUGCCCUACAUCAAGCACGGUGACCGGGUGCUGCCCGACUCAAAGUAUAUCCUCAAGUAUCUUCUGGCCACCUAUGGCACUGGCAAGCCCAUGCUCGGCCGUUUGCAGAUUCAACUGGACGAGGAUGAGCAACUGCGUCACAUGCUCCUGGACAGCCUGGUCGAUCAAUCCUUGUAUCACGACGCGCUCUACUCACGCUGGUUGAAUCCUUCCAUUUCGGAGCGCAACGCCUUUCGCGACGCGGCUUUGGCCAGUGUACCACCGCUGCUGCGUGCCCCGCUUUUCCGUAUGAUUUGCGCCGGCAUGGCCCGCUGGCUUUGGGGCUAUGGUUUGCUGCGCUACUCCCACGAAGACAUUGCUGAAAUGGCCAUCGAGCACAUUGAUGCAGCCGAAGCCAUGUUGCGCAACCGCACCUACGUUCAUGGCGAAACGCCUUCCAUCUCCGACUGUUGGCUCUUUCCCGCUGUAAACGGCUUUCUUCAUGUCCGCUUUGAUAGCCUGGGCGUUCGCCAGCACCUGAUUGAUGCCUGCCCAAACCUCAUGCACUAUCACAACAACCUGGCCAAGCUCCUCGAACUGCAUGAGAAUUAG
This is a messenger RNA of Monosiga brevicollis MX1, 876 nucleotides long. RefSeq lists its product as uncharacterized. The record is from RefSeq and is a predicted model, not a curated record. The coding region runs from base 1 to 876 and encodes 291 amino acids. The transcript has 4 exons. NCBI's taxonomy places the organism in Eukaryota, Choanoflagellata, Craspedida, Salpingoecidae.